AAGCAUCAGCUCCACUGUUUGCUCUUGUUAUGAACCUGGAUAUGCUGGAAAUCACAUGGGGCAUUACAGAGAAAGAUAAGUGCGUUAUAAAGCGCAGCAUUUGGUAGUCGGGUGGAGGAAGACACACAAUGACUAACAUCUAUGAUAAGACGAUCCCCGCUUUUAUCCCCCCCAAUAAAAAUGGUGUGGACAAUCAAUCUUUUGAAAUCGAGGAGGGCAACAUUACUGGUACUGGCAACAUACAAACACCGACUGAAAAGCCUAAAAAGGGACUGGGAUUAUACUUGAGCCAAGUUUCCAAGCCGAUUAAUGUCACAGAGGAUUACAUCAAGGCUCAUUCAACAACCUUCAAAUACAUUGCGCUGGGAAUACUUGGAGCAGGUUAUGUGGCGUACUUCAUUGCAGCCUGUGUGUUGGAUUUCCAGAGAGCCACUGCUCUGGUAGUCCUAACCUGCUUGGCUGUUGUUGCUAAAUCAUAUGCACUUAUCAAGGAGUACAAGGGUGAAAGAAUCAGUCAGUGUUUCAGACCUGCAGCCACAUGGUUUAAACAGAACCUGAAAUGGAUAAAAUGGGUUUUUAUCGUUGUGGUUGUGAUUCUGCUUGUGGUGUGGCUCGCUUUAGACACAAGCCAGCGCCCUGAGCAGCUUAUCUCAUUUGGAGGUGUGUGCAUGUUCAUCGUACUUGUAUUCCUCUUGUCAGCGCACAGAACAGUGGUGUCAUGGAGGUGUGUGUUUUGGGGUCUCGGGAUGCAGUUCUGUAUGGGCCUUUUUAUUAUCAGGACAGAGCCUGGGCUCAUAGCUUUCAAAUGGCUGGGAGACCAAGUGCAGAUAUUCCUCAACUACACCAAAGCAGGGUCAGAAUUUGUUUUCGGGCCUCUGGUUGCAAAUAUUUUUGCUUUUCAGGCUUUGCCCAUUGUUGUGUUCUUCAGCAGUGUGAUGUCAGUCCUUUACUUUCUGGGGAUAAUGCAGAUGAUAAUCCUAAAGAUCUCAUGGAUUAUGCAGAUAACAAUGGGAACCUCUCCGACAGAGACCUUAAGCGUGGCAGGCAAUAUAUUUGUUGGACAGACUGAAGCACCACUGCUGAUCCGUCCCUAUUUGAAGGACAUGACCAAAUCUGAGAUGCAUGCUGUGAUGACUGGUGGAUUUGCCACAAUUGCAGGCAGUGUCAUGGGGGCAUUCAUCACACUGGGGAUUGAUGCAUCUUCCUUGAUAUCAGCCUCUGUAAUGGCUGCUCCUUGUGCACUGGCCAUUUCCAAGCUGUCUUAUCCAGAGACUGACGAAACCCACUUUAAGUCUGAGAAAAAUAUUAAAGUGGCUUGUGGAGAUGAACAGAACAUUUUGGAGGCUGCUAGCAGUGGAGCGUCUGCUUCAAUAGGUCUCGUUGCCAACAUUGCAGCAAAUUUGAUCGCCUUUCUUGCCAUGCUUGCAUUUAUAAAUCAGGCUUUGAGUUGGCUCGGAGGUAUGGUGGGAUAUCCUUCAGUCACAUUUCAGUUAAUUUGCUCUUACGUGUUUAUGCCCGUGGCUUUCAUGAUGGGAAUACCAUAUGAUGAGAGUUUCACUGUUGCUGAACUUAUUGGCACAAAACUGUUCCUCAAUGAGUUUGUUGCAUAUACGCAACUUUCUCAGUUGAAGGCCAACAGACUCAAUGGACUGGAUGAAAUUGUUGGAGGUCAAAGACAGUGGAUAUCUGUCCGAUCAGAAGUAAUUACCACUUAUGCUCUUUGUGGGUUUGCCAACUUUAGCUCACUGGGUAUUAUGAUUGGUGGCCUGUCCUCUAUAUGCCCAUCCAGAAGAGGGGAUAUUUCAUCGCUAGUGCUGAGAGCUAUGAUCACCGGGACUUGUGUAUCUCUCAUCAAUUCUUGUAUUGCAGGGAUCCUCUUUGUUCCUCCGCUUGACUGUGUGGCGCUGUUCAGAGCAUCUGCUUUCAAUGCUACAGAUGUAAACAUUGGAACUUGUUGUAAGGACCUCUUCUUACAAAGCACAAUAAACAAUGGGACCAUUUCAUUUGAAGGAUCAUGGAACACUGUAGCAAAUGCCACUGUGUUUUUCUCUAAAUGUUGUGAGUGUUGUGGUCUUUCUCAUGCAAACGUUUGCAAGUAG
Monopterus albus (swamp eel) is the source of this 2099-nucleotide messenger RNA. It is a transcript of the gene slc28a1, whose product is annotated as solute carrier family 28 member 1. The transcript is spliced from 19 exons. Gene Ontology annotation, molecular function: nucleoside:sodium symporter activity. Gene Ontology annotation, cellular component: plasma membrane. NCBI's taxonomy places the organism in Eukaryota, Metazoa, Chordata, Actinopteri, Synbranchiformes, Synbranchidae. Gene Ontology annotation, biological process: nucleoside transmembrane transport. Bases 129 to 2099 code for a protein of 656 amino acids. The record is from RefSeq and is a predicted model, not a curated record.